UUUUGUUUCUUAGAAAACCCCUUGGAGCUGGCCAAAAAAAAAAUCGAGAGAGAGACAAUCAUUCAUCGUUCCGAAUUAGGAUCCAGCAUUCCAUUUUUGUUCUGAUAUCUGUCAGCCAUGGCGACUCUCCGAUACACUGAUCUGAUCUGAUCUAUGAAUCGACGCUUCUCUGAGGAUUCCUCACCGUUCAUGCUCUAAUCGGUUCGCCAAAUUGAGGAACUAACUUGUGUGGCGACUAUAAUGUGUCAAGGACCGAUAUGACAGGAAACGCAGAUUCCGGCAAAAUCGCGACAGAGAAAGACCCUAGGAAGCUCGUUUUCACCAAAUUGGAGGUAUCUCCCGUCUUCCGAGAAUCUCCUGUUAAAGAACUUCCUCUUUUUCCUCCGAUUUCUCGAGAGCAUUCAGAAGCAAAGGAUAAGACAGAUGAAGAAGGCAUUACUUCGAGGAAACACAAAGGAUGUCGAUGCAAGCAGUCCAAAUGUUUAAAGUUGUACUGUGACUGUUUUGCAUCAGGAGUGGUAUGUACAGACUGUGAUUGUGUUGAUUGUCAUAACAACUCUGAGAAAUGUGAUGCUAGAGAAGCAGCUAUGGUGAAUGUACUAGGUCGCAACCCAAAUGCCUUCAGUGAAAAGGCUUUAGGUAGCCUAACUGAUAAUCAGUGUAAGGCUGCACCUGAUACUAAACCUGGACUGCUUUCGAGAGGCUGCAAAUGUAAAAGAACCAGGUGUUUGAAGAAGUACUGUGAGUGCUUUCAGGCUAAUCUUCUGUGCUCAGACAACUGUAAAUGCAUCAACUGCAAGAAUGUUAGUGAAGCGUUCCAGCCUCCUGCAUUUUCUGCUCACAAUUCCCCACAAGUAUACCGGAGGAGAAGAGACCGAGAGCUAACUGAGUGGAAUUCUUGUCCAGCUCCGUUAUUUUCGAUACCUGACAAUUCCAUUCAAAAUGCUCUGGGUUCCCCUAUGUCUUGCUCUCCUAAACUUCCUUACAGAAAGAAAAGGUCCCUCAUGGGAUACACCUCUACACUUCUUCCGGACUUGGGAGAUUUAUGCUCACUUCUCGUUGCAGCGUCAGAAUCUGCUACAACAACUGCAGAGGACCAGAACAGGAUAUUUACAAAGCCUGAUGAUAAGGAAGCCAUUGAGCUGUCAAGUGAGUCUGAGAGUCGUAAUGUGGAAGAAGAAAUACAAUCACGUGGAAGAUUGAUCGAACUGAUAGAUGUUCAAUACAAUGGAGAAGAGGAUUCCCAAUGUAAGACCAAGACAAGUGUCAAUGAAACAGAUAUAUACAUGGAGCAGGAAAGGGCAGUGCUUGAAACUUUCAGAGACUGUCUCCAAAAGUUCAUCAAAUCGAGACUGGAAUCAUAA
This is a messenger RNA of Arabidopsis thaliana (thale cress), 1364 nucleotides long. RefSeq names its product Tesmin/TSO1-like CXC domain-containing protein. Gene Ontology annotation, cellular component: nucleus. Bases 258 to 1364 code for a protein of 368 amino acids. The record is from RefSeq and is marked reviewed. The transcript has 7 exons. Lineage: Eukaryota; Viridiplantae; Streptophyta; Magnoliopsida; Brassicales; Brassicaceae.